AUUCCACGAGUUUCACCCAAGGCUUUAUUUGGCGUGUAUAGUAUGUGUUUUUUUUUAUUAGAAUAAAUGAAGUAUAGUUAUCAACAAAGAACUAAUUAAUCUGUUCAGGCAAUAUGCUAGGGGAUAAGAACUAUAAAAUUUAUUUAGCAAAAUACGAUUGUAUCUUUUCAAAGAUAGUCCAAUUCGUAUUGGAACUCUGUAAAGUAAAACAAAGUAAAAUUAUCUGGAAAGAUGAGAUUGAAACCUGUGAUUUUCCUUAUCUGGAAGAUUCAAGAAGAAGUCUAACUGUGUCCGGAUUAUGCAGUGUAUUGAGGUAUAUUAUAAAAUGUAGCGAUGAUGAAGAAAAAAAAAAAUUACUGAGCCAUAAAGGAAAUUGCUUGAAGGCUCCAUCUGAAGUUAGUGCAUGGACAAGGUAUUGCGAAAUUGAACUGCCAACAGUCGUAAGCGGAGUGGAUGACAAACAAAUAAUUCGUUUUGAAAAUCAUCUCUCUACACCAGUUUCUUUAUCGAAUGGAAGGUUUGAAGGAUUGUCAGCAGAUCCAGAAUUGGAAAAUUGUUUGGAGUGUAGAAAGAAUUUUGCUGGCGAUCACUUAUUCACUGAUGGACCGAAAAUGACAUUGGCUGACUUAAUCUUAUUUAUCAACUUUUCGUUAAUUAACAAGGAACGGUUAGAAACCUUUCGCUUGAUACGGAACUGGUAUAGAAGAGUUUUGCAAGUUCCAUGUAUUAUUCAGACUUCCUUUUCAUUAGGCUUAACUACGCAUGACUUUUCGUGUGCUUGUUCUUGUGAAAAAACUAAAUUUUUCGAAACAAACUCUAUUUCUAUUCGAGAGAACGUAAAACCUCCACAAAGCUUUUCAAUAAGCCAAUUAUCUUCUUCAGAGUCCAGAGCUGAAAAACAUUUUAAUACUAUUAAAACUGUUAAUAAGGAAUAUGACCCUCUUGAUUGGGACACAAUACCUUUGCCUUUACACCCGUCAGUUCCAGAUAAAAGAAAACUUCGAAAAAAACAACAAUUAGAUUACAUUAUUGGCUGCGUUAAUUCUUUUGUUGAACCAGGUCAAGUUAUUGUUGACAUGUGUGCAGGGAGUGGACAUUUGGGAUUGGUACUAGCUAAUCUUCGACCGGAUUGUACAAUUAUAGUGGUAGAAAGUAAAGAAGAAAGUAUUGAACGUUGCUAUAAUAUUCGAGAGAAAUUAGGUUUAAAUAAUCUAAAAAUCUACUUCUCUCAGCUAUCACAUAUCAGAAUGAAAUUUGAUUUUGGCGUUGCUCUGCAUGCUUGUGGUUCUGCCUCAGAUUCUGUUAUAGAAAAAUGUCUUGAAAUGGCUGCUUCAUUAGUAUUGGUGCCUUGCUGUUACGGUUCAAUUCGUAGGACACAUAAUGUAACUUAUCCUAGAUCCAAGCUAUUUAACGAACUGGAAUACGAGAAUUAUCUAGCAAUAUGCAGAAUAGCUGACCAGCAUAGUUCCAAUAAAGAGAGAUCUAAACGUUCAUCAGAUCUAAUCGAUACUGACCGUCUAAAGUACGUAGAAGAGUGCGGGUAUUCAACAUGUUUCUUAUCACAAUUGCCAGAGGAUUCUAGCCCUAAAAAUAAUUUACUGAUAUGUCUAAAGUAAAUACAUUUAUAUAAUUAAAUGAAUGCCU
Messenger RNA from Dimorphilus gyrociliatus, 1644 nucleotides. The record is from the annotation of a GenBank genome assembly. Lineage: Eukaryota; Metazoa; Annelida; Polychaeta; Dinophilidae.